CUGGUUUUGCUAUGCAGUCAGCUAGUAGCCUUCCAAUCAAAGUCGAAAUCCGUACUGCCCUUGCUUAGCGAUCCAAAAUUAAGAUUGCUUCUCCCUGAUCGCGUAGUCAGUUUAGUCGGAUGAGACCAACUUCGGCUAGCCAAUAGGAAACAGUGGUCUACACACAAGUCAAGCUAAUUGGUCAAAAGAUUUACGCGACGCUGCCAAACAUCAGCUGUAAAAGGAAACGUGAUUGACACGUUCCUUUGAUUUGUAGAUUUGAACGCAGUGUGACCUUACGGACUUGCGCUUAACCAGUUGUUUUUUACAGCUCAGGCAUCCGUUCUCACUAGAUGCAACGCCCGGCUAGCUUACCUGCGAACUUUGGCAAGAUGUUGAAUAAAAUGAGCAGAACUAACCGCCGUGUUUUGUGGAUAUCGGCUAUUGUGCUAUCGGGUAUUCUCCUUCUUUUAUUCACCGGUGGAGAUGGAAGCAGUUGCGAUGGAAGUUAUGCUGCAUUCACGGGCAUACCCAAUUUACAUGCAGCCUAUCAAAACUUUCAGAAGGGAUCUACUACUCAUUUACGGUAUCCAGCCGACUUUCCCGUGAUCAUGCAAGAUGUCAAUCUGUGUCGAUCAAGCGAUCAGCCUAACCUAGUUGUCCUUAUCAAAACAACUCAUGAGCAAUACCGCCUACGACAGCAAAUACGUCAAACGUGGGGUAAUUCGUCCUGCUACUCCAAACACGGGCUAUCAGCACGUGUGUUGUUUCUUUUUGGUGUGUUGUCCGAUCAAGUGGAGUUAAGGGAUCACCUACAGACUCAGCUUAAUUGGGAACACCGGAUAUAUCAGGACAUACUUCAGUUCGGUUUUGUAGACACUUAUCGGAACAACACGCACAAAGUUAAAAGCGCUCUGAAAUACCUAACCGAACGCUGCCCACAAUCCCGAUAUAUUGUUAUCUUCGACGAAGACUUUCUCGUCCACCCUCGCAAUUUGGUCUCUACUCUGAAUAGUGUAACGGAGAUUCAGUAUCCCAUAUUAUUUGCAGGACUGGUAAGAAAUGCAGAGCGUCCGUUUCGGUACAUAUUUAGCAAGUGGUAUGUUAGCCGCAGUGAGUUUCCUUACAACGCAUAUCCACCUUUUGUGUGCGGAGGGGCUGUGCUCAUGAGCAUGCCUUUUGCCAACAUGCUGUCCUUCGGAUUGCAGUCGAUCCCUUAUCUGUUCAUGGAUGACGUUCUCAUGGCAAUUGUAGCUCAUGAAUACAACAUUCUUCCUGUGAAUGUGGCGGGAAUCCAUUCGCCAUGCGGACUAAAGCGACUCUAUCGGAAGCUGGCAAGCAACCUGGUCGCUGCGCACGAAUUCAGAGAUGUGGCCCACCAAGCUAUAGGUUGGACCAUACUGGAGCAGCCGUGCUGACAGCAGUUGUCCAGUGAAUUCCAUUGCAACAUACAAGAUUUCCUAUACUCACAGUUCAUGGAUAAAACAAUGGAGAUGCAACAGUGUAGGUGCAUACUGAUUGUGAUCCCAAACGAUCAACUCCCUCGUGUGGCCUUGACAUAAUGGACCCAAUUGUCCCAGCCAUCCAAAUUGCUACCGCUGUAGAUUUGCCAAGUAGAGGAUUACCCCCAUUCACCUCACGGCAAUUUUAUCUAAGCGCUUCCGCUAGGGUUACAGCAUCGCUGCAUUCUGUCUGCAUUUAUUCGGUGCUGUUUGUUGCUGUGACUGGAGGAUCAGUCCACUGUGAUGCCCCAGCUAUUGUGCACAGGAAAGAUGUACUGACAAGUCCCAAACACAUGGUACGUAGAUCCUAUUUCAAUCCCAUCACACCUAUGUAUUGGUCGAUUUUAAGUCCAUCCAGCACAUAUAUGUGGAGUAACAUUAUUCCAUUGGAUGAUGAUAUAUGCAUUUUCUAGUACGAGUGAUCCUGGAAAAG
This is a messenger RNA of Dicrocoelium dendriticum, 1914 nucleotides long. The record is from the annotation of a GenBank genome assembly. Lineage: Eukaryota; Metazoa; Platyhelminthes; Trematoda; Plagiorchiida; Dicrocoeliidae.